AAAUAUGUAUCUAUAUAUAUCGCCACUAUCAGACUAACACAUUUGCUUCCUUCACUCUUCAUUUCGCCAAAUUGACCGCAAAGCGCAUGGCUCACCCAAUUGCUCGCGCCACUCUUGGCCUCACCCAGCCUACCAACAUCGACCCACCAAAGAUCUCAUUUGCUGCAAAAGAUGUUGAUUUGGUAGAAUGGAAAGGAGAUAUAUUAGCUGUAGGUGUCACAGAAAAGGACUUGGUUCGAGAUGACAACUCCAAGUUCAAGAACUCACUUCUUAAAACACUAGAUUCCAAAUUACAAGGGUUGUUGUCUGAAGCUUCAGCCGAGGAAGAGUUCACUGGAAAAUCUGGACAGUCGACUGUUCUUCGACUUCCCGGUCUAGGUGCCAAAAGAGUUGGUUUGAUUGGACUCGGCUCAGGUGCAUCAGUAACAUCAACGUAUCGCAGUCUUGGCGAGGCCGUUGCUGCAGCCGCCAAGCUUGCUCGCGCGAGCAAUGUUGCCAUAACUCUUGCUUCCUCUGAAGGGAUCCCUGCAGAAUUGAAGCUCACCAUUGUUUCAGCUAUUGCAUCAGGAACUGUGUUGGGCACUUUUGAUGAUAUUAGGUUCAAGUCAGAGUCGAAGCAACCGGCUCUCAAGUCUGUGGAUAUCAUUGGUCUUGGUACCGGGCCUGAGAUCGAAAAGAAACUCAAAUAUGCUGGAGAUGUUUGUUCUGGGAUCAUCUUAGGGAAGCAACUUGUAAAUGCUCCUGCUAAUGUUCUUACUCCAGGGGUGCUCGCUGGGGAAGCUGAGAAGAUUGCUUCCGAUUACAGUGAUGUGUUAUCUGCAAAGAUACUGGAUGUGGAGCAAUGCAUAGAGUUGAAAAUGGGUUCCUACUUAGGUGUGGCCGCAGCAUCAACUAAUCCCCCUCACUUCAUCCAUUUGUGCUACAAGCCACCAAGUGGAGAAGUGAAAAACAAGCUGGCCUUAGUUGGAAAAGGCUUGACUUUUGACAGUGGGGGCUACAAUAUCAAGACGGGACCCGGGUGUUCCAUUGAAAUCAUGAAAGUUGACAUGGGAGGUGCAGCAGCAGUACUCGGUGCAGCAAAAGCUCUUGGACAAAUCAAGCCUGCUGGAGUAGAGGUUCACUUCAUAGUUGCUGCUUGUGAGAAUAUGAUAAGUGGAACAGGUAUGCGACCGGGAGACAUCAUCACAGCUUCAAAUGGAAAGACAAUUGAGGUAAACAAUACUGAUGCAGAAGGCAGACUUACGCUUGCGGAUGCUUUGGUAUAUGCUUGUAACCAAGGCGUUGAGAAGAUAGUUGAUCUUGCUACACUGACCGGAGCCUGUAUCGUUGCUCUUGGACCUUCUAUUGCUGGUGUUUUCACUCCUAGUGAUGACUUGGCAAAAGAGGUCGUAGGUGCCUCAGAGGCCGGUGGGGAAAAGCUUUGGAGAAUGCCAUUGGAAGAAAGCUAUUGGGAGUCUAUGAAAUCAGGCGUGGCUGAUAUGCUAAAUACCGGUGGCCGCCAAGGUGGCUCCAUUACAGCUGCUCUCUUCUUGAAGCAGUUUGUCGACGAUAAGGUGCAGUGGAUGCAUAUAGACAUGGCCGGCCCUGUCUAUAGCGACAAAAAGAAGGGGGCGACAGGGUUUGGCAUCUCCACAUUGGUCGAGUGGGUGCUGAAGAACUCUUCUUAGGAGACGAAUUAGUCUAGGCGCUACAAGGUGGGUGAGAUGGAUGGUUAGAUUGUGUGGGAAAUGUGGUUAGAUUUGUCUUUUUCAUGGACUGUACUCCUUAUUGAUGCUCCAUAGGUUUGGUUGGGUCGGGUCAGGUUGGGUCGGGUAAUAAAACUGAACUCAUGUGUGUGAUAUUGUGUACAUGGAAUGUAGAUAUGAGAAAGGAUCUGAUUCAGUAAUAAAACUGUGGCUUUUAAUCUGAAAA
Salvia hispanica is the source of this 1911-nucleotide messenger RNA. Its product is annotated as neutral leucine aminopeptidase, chloroplastic-like. Gene Ontology annotation, molecular function: manganese ion binding; metalloaminopeptidase activity. Lineage: Eukaryota; Viridiplantae; Streptophyta; Magnoliopsida; Lamiales; Lamiaceae. Gene Ontology annotation, cellular component: cytoplasm. The record is from RefSeq and is a predicted model, not a curated record. Gene Ontology annotation, biological process: proteolysis.